GAUAUAAAUCCACCACGUUGAAAGAUGUCUUUGCUUAACUACUUUGGUUUAAUCGUGUUUCUGCAUUGUUCAACCGCGAUAUUUGGUCAUGAAACUUCGACAAAUAAUGUUACCGCUUGCAAGACUAUUCAUUUCGAUGGAUCAAAAGUGGAAGAUCUGCUCAGACUAAUGCUUAAACCCACCACAAAGACCAUUGAAAUAACAGCGACCGUUGCCUCUGCAAACAAGACUCGAGUUUUUCCAGAAAUGAAAUGGCCUUGGGCGAACGAAAUUGGUCGCACCUUAAUUUCCUUGGUCGCUCGUGCUAAAAGUAGUGUAUUUGAUUCGCCUCUUUUCACCUUUCCAUUCGAAGUCGGAAUAAAAGGAAUUUCUAUUGUAGCCGCGGAGGACCCUGUUGGUUGCUUACCAUCCGGGAAAAAUGGAAGUGAUCAGGUUUUUAACCAUCUUUUAAAAGAGCUUUUCUCUCACAUUCAAUAUAAAGAUAAUAACAAGUAUUAUCAAUUGUGCCGACCGCUUAAUGAAGCACCUUACAGAUUCAAUUGCUGUCAAAUAACCGGUGGUAGAAAGUUGACACUCUGUGCUGAUUAUUCCUCUAUUGUACUUGAAUGGGCACGUCCUGGGUCAAUAGCCGCGGUGGCUGUAUUCUGUAUAUUGACGUUACCCUUCGUGCUUGAACAUAUUAUAACCUACGAAGAAAUGACGUUUUACAAAUCUUCGUUCAGUCAUAUGUCUCUUAUUUCUUUUUUUUCUAUGAUAUUUUGUGAAGGUCGUGGAUGGGGUAAAACUUUCUUCAGACGAUUAGCUUUUGUAGGACUUUCGUUCACAGUGUUCUAUUUCGCCAACUAUUUCAAUUACGCGUAUUUCCUGUGGCUUUUUAUUGUGUGGGCUGUAUGUUUCUGUUUUUGUCACUUUUUUCGGAUUUGCUUUGAAAAAAACUUCCCCAUGGAGAAUUUUAAAAUCAAAGAAAAAUUCGAGUUGAAGUUUAAAGAAAAUCUAAUCUCCUGUUUCAAAAUUCCGAUUUCCCUUCCCUUUGUUAACGAGCAUUGCCAAAGGGGCUCGUCGUGGGAGGAUAUUUGGGCAGAUCUUAAGAUUUACUCUUUAAAAAUUGUGCUUUUAGUGCUUUCUCUAGUCCUUGUACUAUUAUGUCUGGUAAAAUUCGUAUUAUUUGACUUCAUAUUACGUUUUGUUUUUCCAUUUACUUGUAGAUGUAGAUGUACAUGUAGUAAAUGUGGAAAAGGUAAUGGCAAACUUUUGGUUAAUAUCUUUGCAGUCCCUAUAAGGCUUUUGACUUUAACGGUGAUCAUCUUUCUUUCUGGGUCGAUUCUUUUUUUUGGUAUUACUAUGACGGUUGGCUUGAUUCUAAACGGAGAGUUCUUCAAUCCUUUCUUUGCCCCGGUUGUGACUUUGAUAGCCUUUGUCUGGAAGAAUUGGCAGCUCUUGGUUGAAGCGCCGUGUCUGCAACUCAAAACAUUAAUUAUCCGUGUUUGCAAGAAGAAAGCUGAGAAGAUUAACUUUGGCAUAGCUAACAACGAAACAACAGCUGGAACCAGUCCCCCCAAUCAACCCAAAACUACUGCUGACAACCAAACCGAAACUAGUUCCAACAACGUAACAUCACAUAAAAUUGAAAAUAGUCUUGAUGAAAUACAUAGCAUAUCAGACCGAGGCUCAGACGUACCUGGUGGAUCAUCGUCACGUGGAUCGCCUGGUAAAAAUAGUUGUUCAAAAGCAUUCAAAAGUAUUUUAAAAUUAUUCUUCUCGUGUGGCUAUUUAAGCACUAAAAAUGAAUACAGUAAUUUUUCAGGCGAUGAGAUUGAUGCUGCUGAAAAAAAAUAUCGUGAAAAAAAAAAUCGUGAAAAAAAAUAUCGUGCCAUCAAAUUUGACGAAAGAACAGGCGAGGCAAUGAUAUCGAAGAAACUUUACAAAGAAGUCAGCGAACUAGAUCAAAUUCUUCCCUUGGGAGAUCUAUUAUUUCAUUUCUUCAGAAGAGUCCUUUUCGUUUGCAUAUACGCUUGGGCUAUGUUGAUUGUCCUGAUUCUAGGAGAGGAAUCGGGAAUUUCAGGAAGUAUUCGAGCAAUUAGCUCUAUUGUGGCUUUCUUAUUACCGUUCAUUUUUAACACAAUUUACGCCGAUAAUGUGGCAACACAGAAGGAUUCCACAAAUAUGGCAACGACGGAAAAGCUUGAACACAUACUGAAGAUUAAGAAACGCGAAAAUGACAUGAUUUUUGUUGAAUUGGUUUGUUCAACCGAGAGAGAGAACGAAGAUAUAGUUUGAACUGGUUUGAAAUGAAACUGCCUGGUUGAAUUGCCAAGUUCAUUCCAUGUU
Dendronephthya gigantea is the source of this 2328-nucleotide messenger RNA. RefSeq lists its product as uncharacterized. The coding region runs from base 25 to 2277 and encodes 750 amino acids. The record is from RefSeq and is a predicted model, not a curated record. Lineage: Eukaryota; Metazoa; Cnidaria; Anthozoa; Malacalcyonacea; Nephtheidae. The transcript is spliced from 2 exons.